UUUCCCUGUUAGAACUUCAUUGUCAUACGUUGACAUUUUGAUUUGAUCGAUUUACGCAAAAAGCACAUUUUGCAUUUCGUUAGAACUUAAGAGAUUCCAAAAGUGAGACGAUAUAUUUCGAAAAUUGGAGGAAGGUGAGCGGCGACAAAAUUGGAUGUACAAAAAUGAAUCCAAAGCAAGACGUUGUGACAAUGCAAGAGCGCAAAAUGCAGUCGAUCAGUCCGCAAACAUCAUCACUAGAUCUUUUUUUGAACACUUCAAAUACGUCAAAUAGUGCUUUGAAGGAGUUGAUAAAACGGAAGGCUGAAGUUACCGAAGCACUGAAUGAUUUGGAACUACAGAUUUAUCAAUUAGAAGGAACAUACUUGGCAACAACACCAUUUGGUAACAUAAUUCAUGGCUGGGAUCGGGAUGGGGACAGAAAUUUCCAAAAUGGUCAGGUUAAAGUCAGGGAAGCUGACCGGUUGUUUUCAAAGUCAUCGGUGACAUCAGCUGCAGCUGUUAACAGUCAAUUCAUCGAUAUGCUACCGAGAUCAUACGUCGAACCUGAAGUUAUCGUUGACGAAGACGCAAGAAUUAAUCGCCACGAUGUGCUGAGGAUUACUUCUAAUCAAAAUAUCAAAGUUGACUAUAACGUUAGUAAGCCGUCGACGAAUCGAAAAUUCAUAGGAAUCGAUGAUUCAAAAGCAAUUAUUGACGUAGUCGAUCGACCGAAAACUCCGCAGACAGAACUGUUACAACGCGCAACAGUGGUUCUGGAAACGAAAAUUUCCAUUUGAAGGCAAUUCGUUAAAACGUGCACAAUUAUGCACAGAGCGAAUGCCAAGUAUCAGACGUUUGCUCAAUUCCAUAAUGGAAGCAAUGAAUUACAUUUUCGACCUAAAGCCUGACGCAUGUCCAAUCAGAGACAAAUAAAAUGAAAUCGUCUUCUUAACGACUUGGUCAUUGUUUGAAUCAAACAUCCUCGCCCCACUGGAAUUGAAACUAUGUGUAUAUGUCGGUUAUCUGACGUCGUGAAUGAAAAUACAAGUAAACAUUGAAGUUCGAACC
Molecule: messenger RNA, 1050 nt
Organism: Bradysia coprophila
Lineage: Eukaryota; Metazoa; Arthropoda; Insecta; Diptera; Sciaridae
Cellular component (GO): histone acetyltransferase complex
Source: RefSeq, a predicted model, not a curated record